UGUCAAACUAUCUAAUUAGUACACAGGGCAAUGUGAGGCCGGAAAGGCACUUUUCUAAAGGGCAACUGAUCGUAAAUCAGUGAAUAAUGCCAAGGCACUCAAAAUUAGAAGACACAGCCUCCAGUGCUCGAAUCUGUUUGCGGUAACGUUGAAAGCACCGGGAAAAACGAGAAAUCGCAAAUAUAGUGCAAUAAUGGCCACGACUGAAGGGGCCAUGGUAGCCGAUCUUCGAGCGGAGAUUGAAAGGCUUUCCAGAGAGCUUGAUUUGGCCUCGACAGAAAAAAUCCAAUCUGCCCAGUAUGGUCUUGCUCUGCUCGAGGAAAAAUCUGCUCUUCAACAAAGGUGCAAUGACCUCGAGGGACUUUACGAAAAUACCAGACACGAACUCGACAUCACACAAGAGGCUUUAAAUAAAUUCCAGACUACCACAAAACUAACGACCAUAAGUGGGAUAGAACAAGAAGAAAGUCUUCUCAACGAAAGUGCUGCAAGGGAAACAUCACUUCAAACACAAAUUAUCGAUUUAGAAAAUGAAACAAAGCAGCUACGACACGAGUUGGAGCGCGUCCAGGCCGAGCGCGAUCAUGCCUUACAGGAGCGAGAAGAGGUUGGUAAGGACCAUCAUCAAGCCGAGACGGAACGAAAAACUCUGCGGACCGAGCUGCGAGAAUGUCGAUUCCGUGAAACUCGACUUCUCCAAGAUUACAGUGAACUCGAGGACGAGAAUAUAUCUCUGCAAAAGCAAGUUUCCGGCCUGCGCUCGAGUCAGGUCGAAUUUGAGGGAGCCAAACACGAGAUUCGCCGGCUCACGGAAGAGGUCGAGCUGCUCAAUAGUCAAGUUGAGGAGCUGACCAAUUUGAAGAAAAUUGCCGAGAAGCAGAUGGAGGAGGCGCUCGAGUCGCUGCAGGCCGAGCGAGAGGCAAAGUACGCGUUGAAGAAGGAACUGGAUCAGCGGAUCAAUAGCGAGUCGAUCUACAAUCUGAGCAAUCUUGCUCUCUCCAUUCGGGGAAUUGCCGCCGAUGAUCAGACAAUUUGCAGCGAUGGUGAGGACGAUUCGCCGGCCUUGAGGAGAAUUGAGGCGGAUCUGAAGACUCAAGAACCGGGUACUUCGGCCGCGAGCAAACAGGUGGAUCUUUUCUCGGAGAUUCAUUUGAAUGAGCUGAAGAAGCUGGAGAAACAGCUGGAGUUGGCGGAGACGGAGAAGGCGCUGCUCUCGCAGAAUUUGCGCGAAUCGCAGUAUGCGGUGGAGAAGAGCCAAGGUGAAUUGCAGUCAUUUGUCGCGAGAAUAAUUCAAUUGGCGGCUCAUGUUCAGUCGUUGCAUCAUCUGCACUCGAAGCUGCCGGAGAAGCAGAGCGAUGAGACGGCCCUGGACAAACUCAAUCAGGCCAUUGUACAGUACCAUCAAUGGAGUACAAUGUCGGCUCGCGAAGUCGAGCAACUUCAAAAAGACUUGGCGGAUUUGGAAAAGGGACUGACGAUUUCGGAUUCGACUCAACAAUUGAGAACGGAGUUGACGAAUUUAAGAAACAAGCUUUUGGACACGGAGCAGAGAAGCAUGCUCUUAGAAUCUGACGUGAGUAUCCUCUCAAAACUUGCCGCGGAAGCUGGUGGUUCUCUCGACUCGGCGCAAAAUGACUUGCAAAAUAUGUCCGAGGAAUUGGCUCAACUUUAUCAUCAUGUAUGCACCGUCAAUGGUGAAACGCCCUCAAGAGUUGUGCUUGAUCAUGAGAAAAUUGUUCCUGAAAAGGAGGAGGACAAUGAAAAGAUUGAGUGGUGUCGGACACUUUUUAAGACCGACAUUAAAAUCAGAGAUCUGGAAAGUCUGAGUAAAGCUAAAGAAAUUGCAAAGUAUAUUGAAACGGCAAUGGAUCAAAUCAAACAUCUCAGAAGUGCUGUUGAACAUACGAUAGAACUUUCAAAAGUCAAGGGAAUGCAGUCGGGCAUGUGCAGCGUUUGCGAGGCCUCUGUCAAUGAGAACAAAGUGGAGGUUUCAGAUUUGCAGGAGCAAGUUCUGAAACUGAAAGCUUUGCUUUCAGCGAAGCGAGAACAAAUCGCAACGCUCCGAACAGUUCUUAAAUCGAACAAAAAUACGGCCGAGGUAGCGCUGACCAAUUUGAAGAGCAAAUACGAAAACGAGAAGAGUAUCGUCAACGAGACAAUGCUGAAACUGCGAAAUGAGCUCAGAGUAUUGAAGGAAAGUGCCGCUACUUUCUCAAGUCUACGUGCAAUGUUUGCCGCACGCUGUGAGGAGUACGUGACCCAGGUUGACGAGCUUCAGCGUCAACUCGCUCUGGCUGAGGACGACCGUAAGACCCUCAAUCAGCUGUUGCGGCUCGCCGUGCAGCAAAAGCUCGGCCUCACCAUGAAAUUGGAGGAGUACGAGGUCGACCGGGAGCUGAGGAAUACCCGGAGACACGCGACUGGUGGCAAUGGACGUGGUAAGGCAUCCAGGUUACCGCAACAGACGAACCGUCCACACAUGGGCAGAGAAUUCUUCUAGAAGAUGGUUAAGAUGUGGAGCAAAAUAUUUUGAGAUAAAGAGAGAACCUAAUUUUUCCUUUUUUUUGUCGACUAUCUAUUAUCCGUAUUAUCUCUCGCUGUUGGUUGAAAAAAACCCUUUUCAUCGAUUUGCUUUAUUAAAUCGAGCCAUCUCUCUUUUGUGAUAGCCAAUCUUGCAUUUCUGCUCCACGCUGCGAAAAUAUUUUUACAAAAGUUCACGCGACGAAUGAAGAUGAUGACGCCGUCCUUGCUUGGUUAGAGAUUUUUUUUAGAUUGGGAGAGUGUGGAGCGAGAAAUGUGUGUUUUUUAAAAAUUUAAUUCGAUUUUAUUUUUUUUUUUAUAGCAUUUAAAUCUCUGAGCGUUUGAAAUGUGACGCUUCUCUAAAGUGAAUUUUGCUCCAUAUCGUAGCAAUUGGGUGAAGCUCUGCCCCCUGUUGCACAGUAUCGUUAAUUAAAAAAAAAAAAGGCCAAGAGUCAGAUUACGGAGACUCGAAUGGCUUUUUGUUGAAAGAAAUUGUUUUUAUAAAUCAGCAACGCAUUUUACAGGAUAUUUCUUUCGAUAUACUUUCGGGAUUUUUUAUUUAUUUAUAAUUAUGUCAGUAGUAGGUCCUUACCAAACUUGUAAUAUGAUUUAAAAAAACAAACUAUUUUCAACCUUUCUAGA
Messenger RNA from Belonocnema kinseyi, 3162 nucleotides. RefSeq names its product protein bicaudal D (gene BicD). Gene Ontology annotation, cellular component: Golgi apparatus; cytosol. Bases 194 to 2500 code for a protein of 768 amino acids. Gene Ontology annotation, biological process: microtubule anchoring at microtubule organizing center; regulation of microtubule cytoskeleton organization; protein localization to organelle. The transcript has 7 exons. Gene Ontology annotation, molecular function: dynactin binding; cytoskeletal adaptor activity; dynein complex binding. NCBI's taxonomy places the organism in Eukaryota, Metazoa, Arthropoda, Insecta, Hymenoptera, Cynipidae. The record is from RefSeq and is a predicted model, not a curated record.